AUGGAGUGCGUUUUACAUCACGUGUUUUAUGGAGCUAGACUUGAGACAUCUGUAUAUGGAUUGGCAUUGGAAAUAUAUGCAAGGAGGGACUAUAAAAUACUCGAGGCUAAGACUUGCUUUGCGUUCCCCAAUUUUCCUCUGGUCUUGGUUGUGAUUAUAUUUUGUCUUUAUUUUGUGGAGGUGGAGAUUAUUAUUUUCUGCUUUUCUUUGUUGGCCUUUUGUAAUUAG
Messenger RNA from Lathyrus sativus (Indian pea), 228 nucleotides. The record is from the annotation of a GenBank genome assembly. NCBI's taxonomy places the organism in Eukaryota, Viridiplantae, Streptophyta, Magnoliopsida, Fabales, Fabaceae.